UUCCAGUCUUGUUGAACCUUGAACAGCUUCACUUUCCCAUCGCCUCAACUCUUCACCAUUCUGUGCCAGCCCACCCUGAAGAAGCGCGCCUCCCAAUCUCCAAUUUGAGAUUCACUUCUGCGCAGUCAGCUUCAUCGCUGGGCUUCACUUUCUCCUUUGCUCUCCUGCAUCUUCCAUUCGCUUCUUUGUAAAUCUUUUCUCUGUUGCGACAUGGCCUGCGAUUAGCUUCAGCUGUUCCGCGCAUCUCGAAGAGCUCCUCAAUCAUUCUUCACUAAUACCCCAGCCCUUCGGACGAUAAUGCAACUUGUCCACUCCACGUGCAACAAUGUCAGAUUAUCCUUCGAUGCCAUCGUAUCCCACCGGAUACGGUGCUCGCGAUCAACAGAAUCCUCCCUACCUUCCUCCUACCUACCCCAACCAAUAUCUACAAGCAGACGAUAGUCAGCAAGCACAAACGGCAUCUCAUUAUGACACUUCAAUGUCAGCGUAUGGAUAUAAUAGGUCUAUUCCCUCUUUCAGUGCUUCUGCUGUAGCCGCUGGUGUUCCCCCUCUGCCCAUAUUUCAAGGUUGGAACCAAGACUCUGUCCCGCUGCCGCCAUAUACCACCUCAAAUAAUGGAACUCAAUACUCGGGCUACACAAACAGUGCGCAAAAUUCUGCGCCCUACUAUCCCCAGCUUAAUCAGCCUGCAUACCAGCCACAGAUCCCAGGGUCCAAGCCCUUUGACCAAGGUGAUCUAGAUGAGGGAGAAUAUGAGGACCCUUCAAACGAAAUCCACACUCCUGUGGCCAGCUUCAACAGCCAGUUCCGAGAACAUGGUGGUACGGGUUAUACUGAUUCUGCUCAACGCGCCAUAUAUUCCAAAGCGAAUGAAUACAGCCCACAGCAAUCAGCCUACCCUGCAAAUAAUCACAACUACUCCCCAAGAGAUUCGUCACGUAACAGACGGCAGCAGUCUGGCUCCUACUCACCUUAUAUACCUUCGUCGGAUGAGCAAUCACAAACAGCAAAAUACAAUUCAUACGCACCCAUUCGUCCCGAAGAUGGUAUCAAUGGUACACCCCAAAGUCAGCAUGAUUGGUCACGAAAUGAUGCAGGUUCUUCAGUCGGAACGAAAAGCCAAAUAAAUGGAAAUCGUUUAGCUUCAAAAGUCGAUGUUGAGCCUGCUCCUACUCAAGCGACAUCCACAACGAAUGGAAGAUCUGUAUCCGAGUCGCGGAGGAAAGCUCAAUCAGCAAUCCUCAAUCUUUGGCCUUAUGACGUUCGUUAUCAGACUUAUAUUGACGAAGGGUUCAGCAAAGAGGUUGUUGGAAGUCUCUUCGAUGAGCUCAAGAUGACACGAAACUCUGUCAAAUCUACCAACGAGGAAUCUACUCUUGGAGCACUCUCGGUUGGUUUGAAGCAGCAAAUUGGCAAAGAAAAUAUCCCUUCGGGGCCUUCGAACAGUGCUGCCACUAGUGGGCCCCCAGGUAUCAAGACCGACAGCAACGCCGUGGGUAAAGAUCGCACCUCUUUAGGUCCCAGUGCUUCUUCUGCAAAUACUGGUGGCAAGCAAACUUUGGCUGGGCCAAAUCCUACGGCAGCUCUUGCCAAACCAGCAGCCAUGACGGAGAAAGAGAAGACGCUUCAAUCAAAAAUGGAGGCUCUACGAAAGUCAAGAGAGGAGCGUGCACAAAAGGCGGCCGCAAAAACUGUCAGCAAACCUCCCACUACAAAUGCCGAAGCCCCAAUUCCUCAAGUAGAGCAGGCCAAGACGUUUACUUCUAACCCGACGACGUCGCCUUCACCUCUUACUACUUCUUCCGUCCCAGCUCCUCCAUCUACAGUCGACAGCAAUCCUUUGACAUCGAAUACAUCCGCAACUCUGGCGAAUCCACCUCAGCAACUUUCUAAAAUCCCUGGUCUGUUUCUGGCGUCUGGUUCAAGCAACGCUCCCGCUGCGAUUUCAUCCUCCAAACUGUCAUCUUCAAGUGUCAACACUGUGCGAAAACGUCCAGUUGCAGCCGACUUCGAUACACCGACGCCAAUGAGUACUCCUUUCAAGCGACCUUUCGGUCACAGCCGCGCCGAUCAACGUCUCGUCAUCACUGUCAGUGAUGAUGAAGCAGAUUCUGAAGAUGAAGAUGUUGCAAUGGAUCUUGAAUCUCAAGCAACGCAAGAUUCACCAACGCAGUCAGCAAGAAGGAUAUCCGAUCACCGUUCUGCUGCAGUCCAAAACCUCCCUCCUCUUUCGAACUUUCCCCAACGGAAGCCUUACACGUCACCGCCAAAUUCUUCUGCCGCAAAUACUCCACCUCUACCAAAUGUACCGGAUACUGCUGGCCGCUUAACCCACGUUCAGAGUGAGAUGGAGAAGUUGCGGAAGCAAAUUGCCUUGCGUGAAGCUCGUCAGAGAGCGAAGCAAGCUUCCAGUAGAUCACGUACACCUCAAGUUUCUGAAGACCACGGAUCCAGUACAAAUAUUGCCACUCCUCCUGCCGCCAGUAUUGCCAGUAAGGUCGAGACUUCCAUACAGAUACAGGAGAUGAUUGAAACUGCUUCCACCAAUGUUGCUAUCAAUCAACAGCGGCUGGCUGAUGCUCAGGCUGCUGAGGUCACGAAAUCCAUAGAACUCAAGGAAAGCGAGGACGAGCAGAAGCGUCUUCGCCGAGAGAAGCUUGCUGCCGACAUCCCCCGAGUCGAUGCUGAAGUUCAGCAAAACCAAAGUAAGCUUGAACAGCUGCGAGCCGAGAUGGCGAGGAUAGAAGCCAGCGUGCAGAAGAGUCUGGAGGACAAGCGGCUCCUGGCAGAAGAAAUGGAGAGACUUGGGCAAGAGGCCGAGGACCAGCUUCAAGCUCAGAAGGAUAAGCUGGAGGAUCUCAGUAGACAAGAUUCUACGAUGAGCGAAGAUUCGUCUCUUCCAAAUUCGACUAUCCCAGUCACCGAACCUAGCCAGACUGCACAGCCCACGAUUCUCCAGCCCGCAAUUCUCCAGCCCGCGAUUCUCCAGCCCGCGAUUCCCCAGCCAGCGAACACGAACGGUACAGUCCACCCCGAGGAUAUGGAGACUCGAGAGACUCAGUCUUCUAUCAACGAUGCGCCUGGCUCAGAAACAAUCAAGACGACUCCAGUCAAUGGCAACAAAACCAUCCAGGACGAUCAUAGCGUUGUCUCCAGUUCUGUUCAGGAAUGUUCCAGCGAAACUGUUGCCGACCCCAAGGAGAGCGAUGUGCGGAGAGAAAAUGCGUCGACUGAUCGGGCGCUUGAGGCAGCUUUGCAAGAAGCAGUCCGUGCCGAAGCAGAUUCACAUGCACAAGAGGAGGAUGACAUGGAUAGCGAAGAUUUUUACGCCCCAGAUCCUACCCAAUCGCCACCGCGGACACCAAUGCAGGUAUCUGUACAGACUGGAAGCCCGGAAUACUCGCCAACGCUCGAUCGUUCAAUUCCUGAUGUACCUGGCGAAUCUGAUGACUAUGAACCCCCGGAAGCUACGCCCCCUAUUGAUGAGAGAUCCGCCCUUGAGUCUCCUCCUUUCAGCCCUGCUCCCCCCGAGAUCAUUUCUGAGGUCGACAACGAUGAGAGCUUAGAUGUUGACAUGUCAGGAUUUGAGCCCGCAGCGGCAGCUAACGAUGUUGAGAAAGGUCAUAGAAAAGAGGAGAUUCUGCCGUCCACCAAUGGUAGUUUCCCUCCAGUGGUUGAAGCUCACCAAGAAGCUGUUGAUAAGCAUGAACUGUUCACUCCUUACGAGAGUCCAUUGAAGCAGUUCAAAGCAUAUCGAUUUCACCCCAGCUUCAAAGAAGAUGUUGCCGGUGGUUUGAAGUCAAAGACUUAUAGCCACAAGAUCGAUUUGAUGGAAGAACUUUGCCGCUUCGAGACCGCCGGUGGCAUUUGUAACGAUACAUCCUGCGACUUUCAACAUUUCCGAGAUAUCGAUCUCCCUGAUGAUGCUAUUUUAACCGCCCUUGGUUCGCCAGAGGAGUUUAAAGGCGAGCAACGAGAUCGUUUCUGCAUGGGAUUAAGAGGGGUUCUUAUGGACCUGCGAGUGCGGAAGAUAAGAGACUUCGAUGUCAUUGCCUCUGAAAUCAUGAGUCACCGCGCCAAAUUCCUCGGCGACAAGUCCAAAGUUUUGGCUGCGCUUGAAGGCACGACCAUCUAAGAACUUACACCGGACAGCCCGACUUGUAAAAACACCAUUCCCGAUCUUUCUAUGGGACUUGAUCCCCCAAUCGUACGACAUUAUACCAUAUGUUGAUCAAAGCCAACUCUUUUCCGCUGCGUCGACAAGUCCUGGGACAACUGUUUUCUCUCCCUUUUUUCUUUUUUAUAGUACAUUUGCAUAACGGUUCUAUCUCUUGCAUGGAAAACGGAGUUGCAUGGGCCGGACCAACAGGUGUUUACGGCAGUGGCUUUGCUACGAUACCCCGUUCGAUAAUAUUUGCUUGCUCUUGCUUUGCUUCUGAGCAUUUUGAGAAGAUCGAACGACCGACACCUGAGGCGAACGAACACAGACUCUUGUCAGAGCUAGGAGAAAAAUCAUACCAAUACCCAGGCGUGAAGGCAUGCUGGGCUAGAGUCUGGGUCGACGUCGAUAGAUAAUACUGAAUGAACAAUAUUUCUUUCCAUAAA
Cadophora gregata is the source of this 4605-nucleotide messenger RNA. RefSeq lists its product as uncharacterized. Bases 326 to 4135 code for a protein of 1269 amino acids. Lineage: Eukaryota; Fungi; Ascomycota; Leotiomycetes; Helotiales; Ploettnerulaceae. Gene Ontology annotation, cellular component: exosome (RNase complex); nucleus. The transcript is spliced from 5 exons. The record is from RefSeq and is a predicted model, not a curated record.